AUGCAGAUCCACGUGCCUUCCCUGGACCCCGUCUGCGCCGACGCCCCCAACCAGUACGUGUGUGCCAACUGUAAAACGCUGGUUAACUGUAUCAACGGCAAGGCGUUUCCCUCGGUGUGCGGAAGCGGCGACUUCUGUUAUGGCGACCACGCAUCCUUCGGCAGCAGCGUCUGUUAUCCUGGGCUCCCACAGUCCUGCGUGUGUGACGAGAAGGAAGUGUUCUACCAGGACGCUUACGACAGGGGGUCGUUUUUCCUUUGUGAUAAAUACGGGGAAACGCACCUCCAUCACUGCCCGGACGGACAGGUGUUCGACGAGCGGGAGGUGCAGUGCAAGAGCGUGUCGGGACUCCCUGCUUGCGUGACUCCGGGGGUGUUUGCUGUGCUUGAGGACUGCAGCAGGUACUAUGCCUGCAUCGUCACUGAAGAGGGGUGGCUCCAGCAUGCAUUCACUUGCCCCCAAACCCAUGGUCCUUCCAUGUACAACGAGGAAACGGGUCGGUGCGAGGACCCUUGCAACUGGCAACUCCCCGAAUUCGUUUGCAAGGAUGAAGGAAGAUUCGCAGACCCGAUGGACUGUCGGAAAUUCUUCGUUUGCACGUUGGACGCAGAAACAGGUGAUUUCCGACAGUUGUCCCGACAGUGUCCCGAAGGCUACGAGUGGGAGCAAAUCGUGAGGGAUGGCACGGGUCGGUGCGUUCCCAUGAGCUCGGAGGAGUGCGAGUCUCGUUACGUCACGCAGUGUCACAUACCUCAGAAUCUUUGCGCGUAAGAAUGAACCUCAUUACCCAUCAUUCCUUGUAUUUAUUCAUCUCUGUACGUGAGAACGUACCUGAUGACCUAUUAACCUUUCUAUUUAUCAAUCUCUGGACGUAAGAAUGUACCUCAUGCUCUAUUGAUCGUUGUAUUUAUCAACCUCUGCACAUGAAAAUUAUCGCAUGAUUUAGAGCACAAGAAUCUUGCCGAGGAUUUUAAGCAAACAGGAUGCACUUGGACAACACGGUAUGUUUUAUAAACCAAUACGUCUGUAAUCACGAGCAUUCACAUUCACACACCUGCGCAUACUUCGCAUACACGAACACCCACGCGUAGAUUAAUAUAUUUUGUAUUAGGAUUCGAUCUACACGAAUUCCUAAAUCUGGCACUUUUAGGCGUGGCAGUUUGUAAUUUGUUUUCGUAGUUCAGGAUAAUAGCUGUAAAGUAUAAUACAUUGGCUAAAUAGACGCAAAUCAUAACAAUAAAAGUAUUGCCAUUAUGAUAUUAUGAAUAUCAGUUUAUCCUGUACCUAUCUGCAUGUUCAUUAUCUAUUUAUUUAUUUCUCCUAAUAUAAAACAUUAAUAUCA
This is a messenger RNA of Penaeus chinensis, 1342 nucleotides long. RefSeq lists its product as uncharacterized. Gene Ontology annotation, molecular function: chitin binding. Gene Ontology annotation, cellular component: extracellular region. The transcript has a single exon. NCBI's taxonomy places the organism in Eukaryota, Metazoa, Arthropoda, Malacostraca, Decapoda, Penaeidae. Bases 1 to 771 code for a protein of 256 amino acids. The record is from RefSeq and is a predicted model, not a curated record.